Chaetomium fimeti is the source of this 789-nucleotide messenger RNA. RefSeq lists its product as uncharacterized. Bases 57 to 668 code for a protein of 203 amino acids. NCBI's taxonomy places the organism in Eukaryota, Fungi, Ascomycota, Sordariomycetes, Sordariales, Chaetomiaceae. The record is from RefSeq and is a predicted model, not a curated record. The transcript has a single exon.
AAGCUGGGCGACCCACCUGCCUUGUCCCCUGCCAAAAUUUAGGGUGGGACGACCAGAUGGUCGGGGCUGGGUCAGUUUUCCGAGCAAGAGCCGCUCCUGCAAGCUCACCCUUCGCCCUCCGAUUGCACCGUGCACGCAGCGAUCAGCUACCACGAUACUCAAUCAUGGGUGGGCUCAACCUCGAGGUCUUCAAGGUAAGGGCAUCCUGCCAAUCCAAUCUAGUCCAGCCCAGCCCCAAUUCACCCAUCCCAUUCAACCCACUGCAUCCCGCUUCAACCCCCACCUCACUCACCUUCCCCUCCCUCCCCAUAACCCGAGCUAACCCGUCGGGUCACCCACCCACCUUUCCCACAGUUUGGCAUGUACGUCAUGUUCCCCAUCGGGAUCAUGUACUACUUCGGCACCAACCUCGACAGCCGCUUCUCCGUCCCCGACUUCUGGCCCAAGGCCGAGAACGCCAACAGGCUGCCGGUCGAGCGCGACGAGAUCCAUGCCGAGCUCGAGAGGCUGCGCGCCCGCAGGCUGUAUCUGAGGGACCAGCGGCUGGCCGCCGAUGCGCGCGCUGCGGCGCUCAACCCGAAUCAGGGGCAGGGGCAGGGGCAGCAGUCGGAAGAGUAGGGGUCUCUUCUCGUUUGGGAAGAGGUGGGUUGUUUUGGGGGCGGGGUUGAUUUGGCUGUGGGCGGUGGAUGUAUGAUCGGGAUCGGGGGCUAUCGAGAGACUGGGGGAGGGUGAGUGGGUUUGAGGGUUUGGGGGAAAAUACGGCGUUUACGGAAGCUUCGGCGGAAUCAU